AUGUUUGAAAACAACAAGAGGGCCUUAACUAUGAGGCCAGAAACUAAGCCAACGACGUCUAAUGUGAAUCCUCUGGAAGUAUUCGAUGAAGCUCCGGGAAGACUGUGCCUUUUGAAUGCGUCCACAAAGUACAAGGUUGCCUUGAGCGAAAUCCACCGUCGUAUGAGCCACCCAGAAACGCUACAUGCCAGCCUCAUCAACGGCAUUCUCAGGAAGGCAAAGACAAAGGGACGUUGUAAAUGUUACGUUGCAGACUGGCAGAAAGAGGUGUAUCCCUACCUUCGCGGCACGAAAGAAAGACUGGCCGCAACGAAACGACGUUUCUUGGCUGGAAUCAUGGGCAGUCAUAUUCGAGACGAAGUUCCAGAAGACCCCGAGGAUUAUGUGGAGAAGAAUUCGGCUACCCACUCCAUUAAUAUAUUUAGUAUGCUCACCCACGGAUUCGGCCAUAACGCUCUGAAAUCUGCGUGGAGGGUACUGGGAAAAAUUGUCGACCAACAACAUGCCAUGCUUCAGGGGGUACCCCACCAACCUCCAAACUUCAUGCCGUACCACAUGCAACAAUUUUUAUAG
This is a messenger RNA of Cooperia oncophora, 573 nucleotides long. The record is from the annotation of a GenBank genome assembly. Lineage: Eukaryota; Metazoa; Nematoda; Chromadorea; Rhabditida; Trichostrongylidae.